This is a messenger RNA of Linum tenue, 1747 nucleotides long. NCBI's taxonomy places the organism in Eukaryota, Viridiplantae, Streptophyta, Magnoliopsida, Malpighiales, Linaceae. The record is from the annotation of a GenBank genome assembly.
CUACCUCAUCGCUAAUCCACCUGCGACACCCAAUUUUAUUUUUCACAAUUUAAAAAUACAAAAAAAAGAAAUUGUAAAAAAAAAAAAACCUGGUUUCCCUCUAAUUCCUCACCUCCUUUCAAUUCAAACCUAUCCAACGAAAUCCCAACAAAAAAAAAAAAAAAAACUCCAAACCCGCUCUGAGCUCCUCCGUCGCCGCCUUCCUCCCAGCGGCCGGCCGCCAUGAACGACCGUGCCAAUCACAAUGAGACCGUUGUCCCCAUCCUUGAUCUCGACGAUCUCAGCGUGAUCUCUCCGGUCGGCCGUGGGGCAAAAGGCGUCGCAUUUCUAGUAAGGAAUCAUCCUUUCGGCGAGUCAUGGGCUCUCAAAGUCAUCCUCCGUGAUUUCGUAAAGAGCAAGAACCCCGCUGUCACCAACGCCAAGGAUGGGAGCGAAUACAAGCGGAUCUGGUUGGAGCAACGGGUCCUCAGCCGCUUCAAGCACCCCCUUCUUCCUCGCCUCCAUGGCAUUCUAAGCACCGACAAGAUUAUUGCGUACGCCAUUGAUUAUUGCCCAGGCCGCGACCUUAACCAGCUGCGCAAGAAACAGACAGAGAAUAUGUUCUCCCAAGCCAUUAUCAGAUUUUAUGCGGCAGAAUUGGUUUUGGCAUUGGAAUACCUCCACAACUCCGGCAUUGCCUACAGGGACUUGAAGCCGGAGAACAUUUUGAUUCAAGAGAACGGCCACAUUAUGCUCGUCGACUUCGACCUCUCGACCGAGCUCCCUCCUCCUCCAACUCCUCGUAAAUCUAAGACGACGAAGCUCCCCGCCACUGCGGCGAGGUCCAACUCCGCCCGACGGAAACGAGCAUUGAGUUUACAGCUCUUCUACAAGUGCUCUUCGGGGGUUAUGUCGGAGCAAUUUAGCGACUCCGGAAACCGGCGUCUCCCGUCGGAGUGUCAUCAGCACUCAAUGUCGACGGUAGGGAAAUCGAAUUCGUUCGUCGGGACGGAGGAAUACGUGGCGCCGGAGGUCAUCCAAGGGUACGGCCACGAUUUUGCGGUGGAUUGGUGGUCUCUAGGGGUGGUGAUGUAUGAGAUGCUGCACGGACGAACUCCGUUCCGGGGGGCAAACCGGAAGGACACGUUCUACCGAAUCUUGACCCAGCCGCCGGAGCUUGCCGGGGAACCAAAUCCGAUGAGGGACUUGAUCGGGAAGCUUUUGGUGAAGGAUCCGAGGGAGAGGAUCACGGUGGAGGGAAUCAAGAGCCACGGGUUCUUCAAAGGGCUGGAUUGGGAUUCAGUGGUGGAAGUAUCGCGGCCUCCGUACAUACCGCCGGGCGACAAGAAGGAGGGCAAUUUUUUUAAUAGGAGCAUCGACGUGGAGUCUUUUGUCGAGAGAGUAUUUAGCGUCAAUGGCGGCGGAGAAAUGCAGAAGGAGGAAUUGAUUAAAGUAGGUGACGGCAGCGGCGAGCAAGAAAAGAAUCGCGGAGGAGAAGUAGAAGAAGGAGAAAAUAAAAGGGAAAACCCACCUCCACGUGAUGAUGCUCAGAAUUUUGUUGUUUUCUGAUAUUUCUCAGAUGUCUAAAAAAAUUUCAUAGUACAUAUCAAUGAAUUAUUAUUAUUAUUAUAUUUUUUGUUGACGCUUGGAGAACUUUUCUCUCUCUUUGUUUCUUUCUUGACGUGUUUGAUGUUUCUUGUUUUUUUUUUUUUGGCAAAUGACAAUUAUUACCAACGAGGCCUCCUCAAGUACUGUUAGUAAUAAGCGU